AUGAACUCGAAACAACAGUUACUUCGUCAAAUAGAUAGGGAAUUUACUUUAAUACAGAAGAAUAUUGAAAAAGAUGAAUAUGUCGUGGUAACUUUAACAGAGAUAAGAAAGGGAACAGUCAUGAAAUUUGUUGGAAAAAUUAAAGAACAGUGUUUAGAAGACAUUCACGAAGAAGCAUAUGACAUAACUUACCUGAGAAACUACAGAAACCACCAGGACUCAUUUGUGUUUCCAGAUAUACCUGACGACAAUAGUUUUUGGCGCAAUGAACCAGAACUAUGGUUUCUUCGGCUGGAGGCGCAGUUCCGACAAGCCAAAAUCAUAUCUGACAACUGCAAGUUCGACCAUACUGUUGCUAGUUUAAACAGUGACAUACUAAUAGAAGUGGCGGAUAUUGUAAAGAAUCCAACUGCUGACAGUGCCUAUACACAACUGAAAGCUCGCCUUCUCGAAAGGUAUGGCAUUAGCUCAGAUAAAAGGAUCUACAGAUUAAUGGAGCUCACUCUGGGUGACUUAAAACCCACCCAACUACUAUACAGAAUGCAAGCUCUGGCCACGGAUAGCAUUAGUACACAAGUUCUAAAAAAUUUUUGGUUGGACCGCGUACCACCUUCGGUGCGAAGUGUUAUAUCUGUUCUUGAUGGAGAUCUAGAAGAGCUUGCUAAGAAAGCCGAUAGGUACCUCCGAUGUUCCAGUUUUCCAGUCAUGGCUGUUACCGAAAGCCCUACCUUAGACAAAGCAGUGGCUGCAUUGAAUGACCAAGUGAGCGGUUUAUCCAACAGAUUAGCUGUAGAUGAAGAACGGCAACAGAUUCAAAUGGUCAAGAGUACCAAGUCAUCAUCUGACGAGCAGUGUUACUACCAUCGAAGAUUUGGUGCACAAGCAAAGAAAUGUAGACCACCGUGCAGUUUUACAAAAAACGACGAAAGGGCGCAUUAA
This is a messenger RNA of Diabrotica virgifera virgifera (western corn rootworm), 939 nucleotides long. RefSeq lists its product as uncharacterized. The transcript has 2 exons. Lineage: Eukaryota; Metazoa; Arthropoda; Insecta; Coleoptera; Chrysomelidae. Bases 1 to 939 code for a protein of 312 amino acids. The record is from RefSeq and is a predicted model, not a curated record.